UAUGGCGUCCGUGUGAUACAUUUUAUUUACUGUUAAAAUGAGUUCUUAUUAAUUUUUGAUUAAAUAAUUAAUGUGAUUGAAAUUUUUCAUUAAAAAUACUAAACGUAUUUUAAAAGUGUAAUAUUAAUUGUUUAAAAAAAAAACAUUUAAAGAUGAGACGUAAAAGUGAUCGUAAAUCAAAAACGUCUCCUGAGAAAAAAACACCCGAACGUCCAUCACGAUUAACGCUUCGUAGACGCCGGCAAAAAUCAGCAUCACCUUCACCAGAACGUGAAAAGAAACCCACAAGUGAAAAUGAAGUUGAUUCUACACCAUUAAUCGAAUCUAAUGUUGGUUCAAAAGAAACAAGUAAUUCGAAUUCAGAAGAAGAAAAACAAGAAGAACAGCCAGUAUGGCAAGUGAAGUCAGCUGAAACACCCCCUGGUAGUGAAAUACAAAAAUUAAAAAUUUGUUUACAAAGACCAUCUUCAACUCCUGAGCGUGCUGAAAAAUCACCAAGACGGCAUCGUAAACAUCGCGGUGGGACUUCAUCGAUUACUGAUGAAGAUUCCAGUGAAGGUAAAGUUAAGUCAAAAUCAUCUAGAAAACGUCGACAUCAAGAUAAUGAUGAAGAAAUCGUAGAAUCAUCAUCUGAGGAUAAAUUUAAUAAAAUUCAUCAAAUGGUUAAGGACGAACAAAAUAGUUCGGAUUCACAACAGGUAAGUAGUACUGAUAUUGACGAAAACAGUAAAUUAUGCGAUAAAGAAGACACUGCUGGAACCCCACCCCCAGGUGAGUUAAAUGAAGAAACAGUAGGUACAACUGGUAUUCUACAAAAAUCGAUCAGUGAAGAUGACAAUACAAGUCAUCAUAAUGGACCGGAAAGUACAACUGUUAUUGAAGAAGCUGUUGAAGACGCUACCAUUGAAGAAAAUACAAAAGUUGAAAGUGUUGAAGAUAAUUCUCAUGUUGAUGCUAGUUCCCAUGUUGAAGAUAAUUCUCGUGUAGAGGAGAGUUCUCAGGCUGAAGACAAUUCGCCUGUUGAGGAAACUUCCACUGUUGAAAAUCAUCCCCAGGUUGAAGAAAAACCUCAUGCUGAAGAUGAUUCUAAAGUUGAAGAUAAUUGUCAAGCUGAACAAACCACAGAGGAUGAACCUGAAAAAUCUUUAACUCCAGAACCAAUUCAGCAUGAAAAUAUUAAAAAAACCGAAGUAAUUGAUCAAGAAAAAGCUGUAACAGACAUCGUUGAAACCGUGGAUACAGAUCCGGUACAAUUAAAAGAAGAUGAAAGCGCAGAAAAAUCGAAACAAGAAACAUCUGAAGUUUCUGAAUCAUCAGAAACAAAAUCUGAAGAAAAAACUGAAAUUGAAAAAGAAGAAGCUACCAAACAAGAAAUUAUAAAAGAAGCUACUGUAGAAUCAGAAAAUCAAGAACCUGAGAAAUCACAUACACCAGAACCACCAUUUAAAAAGGCUGAAACAUCUAACUUAGAUGAAUCAAAACAAAUGGAAGUAGAAGAGAGUGUACAGGAAAAAAAAUCUGUUGAUUCGGUACAAGAGAAUUUAGAAAAACCACAAAAAGAAUUUUCACCAGAAAAAAUGGAAGUUGACGAAGAAAAAUCAAUUAACGAACAGUGUGAAAAAUCACCACAAGUAAAUGAAAAUCGUGAAAGUAUCAAUAAUGAAAAUCAAGUAAAUGAAAACAACGAAAAAAAUGCCGAAAUUUCACGUGAAACAAAUGAUAGUAGCGGUGAUGACGAUAGAUCACCAGUUCGAAGUUCUGUUGUAUCUGUUGUAAAUCAAGUACCAUCAACAUAUGAAUCAGAGCCUACGGAAGAACAAUCGACAUAUGUAGCGGAUCCCACACGUAAAAAACUGAAAUUAAAAGAAUCGAUCAGCGAGUAUAUUCAAACUAAAUCACGUUUAACAUCAGAAAAUGUACGUGAAAUAUGCCCCGAUUUAAAAGUAUUAUCUCUAGAUGAAAUUCGUUUAGAGGAUGACAUUCGAAAUCAUAACGAUGAUGACACAAAUGCUUUACGUAAAUCAAAGAAAAAACCAUUUGAAGAUAAGAAAAUUACAAUACAAACAGUUAAAGAAUUUACGACGGCGCCAACUGUUGUAACCACACCACCAAUUACAACGAAUCCAAUGUUAGCUAAUCGGAAAAUAUCAAUUGUUGGUGAUGAAUCAAGUAAUUUACAUCGACCACCUAGUCCUGCGAAAAAUGAGCCAUCUGCUAUUUUGUAUAUUAAAAAUUUGGUGAGACCAUUUACAUUGAAUCAAUUAAAAGAAUUAUUGUCCCGAACGGGAACAAUUAAGGAAAAUGGUUUUUGGAUUAAUAAAAUUAAAUCAGAGUGCUAUGUGCACUAUGAGACUUUAGAACAAUCUGUUGAAACUAGAAACGCACUUCAUGGUGUACAUUGGCCAGUUGCAAAUGGUCGUCGCCUUGAUGUUGAUUUUGGUACUGAAGAAGCUAUGGAAAAAGCAAGAGCACCAACCGAAAUUAAACAUGAAAUUAAAACCGAAGUGCCUGCGACCCCCGAGGCUAAGCCAAAAGAAGAACCUGUUGAUUGGCGAGAAGUAAGAGAGCGAGAAAGAUUACGACGUGAACAACGUGGUGUUAGAGAAUGGGACGUUGGUAAACAAGGACCAGAACGUUCACCUUCACCACCACCUAUAAAACGGCGGCAACAAUCUCCACCAUCCAGAAAUGCAACACCAGAUCGUAAAGUCCGCAAAAAGGAAGAUGUUCCGUCAAAAUUAUUAGAUGAUUUGUUUAGAAAGACAAAAGCUACGCCUUGUAUUUAUUGGUUACCUCUUUCUGCUGAAAUGAUUGUUAUUAAAGAAGAACAGAGACGAAAGCAUAUGGCGGAACAUGAACGUCGUUUAGCUGAAAUACGACGUGUAGAACGAAUGCGUCGUGCACCUGGUGGUGGCCGUAGCCGAGAUGGGGGUCGUAGUCGAUAUAAUUGACGAUUUUGGUAAAGUUCAUUAAAGCUUUCAAAAAUGCAAAUCAAAUGAUCAUACAAAGGAAAUGGAGAAGAAAGCAAUAAAUAAAUAUUAAAAAAAAUCAUUUAACCCAAGGGAAAUGAGUUGUGACAACACAUCAUCGUAUUAAAAAUAUACUGACGCAGCUUUUCACUUUGUCUACAUCGCGUUAGACACGGUAUUCGCGAUGAAAAUAGUCUAUUUAAUUAUAAAAUGAGAAUUAAACUUGUUAUUGCUAUUCUUUGGUCAGACAAGGAGACCGCUGUUCGAUUCUGCCACACCGAUUGAUUGAUUCGCGCUGAAUUGUUUUGAUUCCUAUGAGAUACACUGAUGUAAUGAACCAAAAAUUUAUAAAUCCAGAAGAUGUUAAAAUUAUGAAAAAUAAAUAAUAUAACUCAAAAUUUGAGGCUAAACACCAAUUUUGUAAAAAACUGCAACACAGUUGAAAAAAUUUUUAAAAUCAAAUUGGAACUAUUUGAAAUUCAAGAACAUUUUUGACAUACACCAUCUAAUUUGUGCAAUGAACUGUUAAUGUGAGUUGUUUUUAUCAUGAACAUUUAAAACAAAAACAAUUGUGAAUAUUUUAUUUGGAACUUUGUUUUUUUACUAAAACUCACUUGAAUUGUUGGAACAAAAUAUAUAAAACUGUUGGAAAGAAUUUACUGGCCAAAUGAUCCAUGUCAUUGAAGUUUAUAUGUAAAGGACGAAUAAAGGAAUAACAAAUACUAAAAUAAAAAUAUUUCUUACGAAAA
Chrysoperla carnea is the source of this 3718-nucleotide messenger RNA. RefSeq names its product apoptotic chromatin condensation inducer in the nucleus-like. Gene Ontology annotation, molecular function: RNA binding. The coding region runs from base 153 to 2951 and encodes 932 amino acids. The record is from RefSeq and is a predicted model, not a curated record. The transcript has 7 exons. Lineage: Eukaryota; Metazoa; Arthropoda; Insecta; Neuroptera; Chrysopidae.